Peronospora farinosa is the source of this 399-nucleotide messenger RNA. The record is from the annotation of a GenBank genome assembly. Lineage: Eukaryota; Oomycota; Peronosporomycetes; Peronosporales; Peronosporaceae.
AUGGCAAAAAAAGAUAACAAGACCGAGAAGGACAACAAGUGGUGCAGCUUUCAAAGGACGUCUUCACAUAGCGAUGCCGAAUGCUUCACGCAGCAAAAGAAAGCACCGGCAACGAGAUAUAAUGGACGCCAAGCAAAACGUGCUGAGGCUACACAGGUUGAAGAAGCUGCUUCUGAUUACCCGUACAGUGACGAAGAGUGCAAGAAUGAAGAGUGCAAGGUGUUGAUGCACAUGCUGGCGACGCAACCUAAACAGCCACCGCCAAUUCGCUUGCUAAGUCGUAUAUCCAAGGCCAAGGAGAAACACCUUGCAUUGGUCGUUUCAGGCUGUUCAACCAGUUUUAUCAAAGUUCACCCAUACGUGCGAAAGCAGUUUAUUGAGCUUCCCACGGAAUACUAG